AUGGGGCAAGACACCAAUAUGCUAAACGCCCACCAACAGUUGGUCAGGAGACCUGGGCAAGACGCACGGCAGCAGGCUCCGGGGACGGCCACAGGUCUGCUCAAGCUCCUCUCAAGCACCCACCACACUGAGCAGAGGAGUCUUGGGAGCGGUGAUGGUGUUAUCCACGCCCAGAAGCAGAGGUCUCGGAGUGCGGGGCAGACACCAAAGAAGGACCGGAGGCUCAGAGGCCGGAACAAGAAAGGGCAAAGCUCUGCGGAAGCUGAGGAUCUCAUCCCCUCUCCUCCUCGGAAACCCUCCUUCCCCUUCCAGUGGGCCUGGGAGAGCUUCACCACAGAUGGCCGGGUCCUGCAUCAGCCGAGCUCCGUCUCGGCCCCUGGCCACCAGGCCCUGCCCUUGCCCCCGGCGGUCCAUCACCACAAGUUCCGGCACAAGUCCACGGCCGCCCUCCCAGAGGCCCACGGCUUCUGCUGGAAGACAGACGGGCAGAACCUGGAGAGGAGACAGCAGCUCAGGUCCAGCAGCUGCACCUCCAUCCCUCCGGGCAGGGGAAAGAGCCAGGAGCUGGAGCCGCCCAGGGAGUCAGGCCUGCAGUCGCCCAGGAAGUCCUCAAGGUCCGGGUCGGAGCCCGAGGAGUCUGAGCCAGAAGACCCGGGGGCCGAGGAGGCCGAGAGGGGUCUGAUUCCAGGGGAACUGCCCCAGCUCCCCAGGAGGGGGUUGAUCUUGGAGGAGGAACAGUUUUCAGAGGCCACAGAGGAGGCCGAGGACGGGGAACACCAGGCCCCCUGGAGAAGGAGAACCAGUUCUCGAAGAAAGGGGCGGAAUUCUGGUGAGGAGGCCUGGGAUGAGAGUGAAGUGCGGUGCCUGGGGAGCGUUUCCAGCUCCACCAACCUCCGAGGACCUCAGAGGAGGAAGCCAAGGGCCAAGGAGCUGGAGGGGCCGUGGGACCUGGAGAAGCUGCAGAGGCAGCUGCAGCAGGAGUUGGACUGUGGCCCGGAGAAACAGCCCUGGAAGUCUUUGCGGGCUGCUGUUCAGGCCUCCAGCUGGAGCAAGAAGGCCCACGCCUUGGGAGAUGAUGAGACUUUUCUGUUUGCAAACUUCCCUACCCGCACCUUCCACAAACGACAGGAGGCUACCAGAAACCUGCUGCGGGCCUGGGAGCGGCAGCAGCAGGAAGAGCGGCAGCAGGCCGAGGUGCGGCGGGCCCGGGAGCAGCGAGUACAGCAUCAGGUGGCUCGUUGCCUGGCAGCCUACGCGCCCAGAGGGAGCCGGGGGCCGGGGGCUGCCCAGCACAAGCUGGAGGAGCUGAGGCGCCAGGAGCGACAGCGCUUUGUUGAGUACCAGGCAGAGCUGCAAGGCAUCCAGCACCGGGUGCAGGCCCGGCCCUACCUGUUCCAGCAGGCCAUGCAGCCCUGGGGCCCCCUCACCCAGGUGAGAGAGGGGACCCCUCUGCUUUCUCCUCAGGCCAACGCCCGGCUCAACGUGACCCGCCGCUUCUCCCAGGUGCUGUCGGCGCUGGGACUGGAUGAGGAGCAGCUGCUGGCCGAGGCGGGCAAAGGGGACAUGGAGGGCGCCCCCAGGAAGCACAGGAGCCACAGGUCAGUGGGGGCGAGAAUGGAGCCCUCAUCUCAGAGCCCCCCAAAAGUGGAACCCAAUGGCAGCCAGGCUGGCCAGCACUUCGCCCCAAAUCCAGACCAAGAGUUGAAUCCCUGA
Molecule: messenger RNA, 1713 nt
Organism: Dama dama (fallow deer)
Lineage: Eukaryota; Metazoa; Chordata; Mammalia; Artiodactyla; Cervidae
Gene: TSGA10IP
Product: testis specific 10 interacting protein
Exons: 9
Coding region: 1-1713 (570 amino acids)
Biological process (GO): cilium organization
Cellular component (GO): photoreceptor connecting cilium; cilium; ciliary basal body
Source: RefSeq, a predicted model, not a curated record